AGGCCCCGCCCGCCCUGAGCGGCCGCAGGGCGGGUUCGCGGGGGGAGGAGCCGGCCCGCUCCCCGCGAACACAUCGGGGCUGGGACACAGCCUCUCACCAGCGGCACCUGAAGCCCCGGUGCCUUCGCUUUUCACCCGGUAGGGAGGGGGGCCGGGGAGAGCCUCCCCCGCCGUUGGAACCGCGGUCAUGGACGAGCAGAGCGUGGAGAGCAUUGCCGAAGUAUUCCGAUGUUUUAUUUGUAUGGAGAAGUUGCGUGAUGCACGCCUGUGUCCUCAUUGCUCCAAGCUGUGCUGUUUCAGUUGUAUUCGGCGUUGGCUCACUGAACAAAGAGCUCAGUGCCCUCAUUGUAGAGCCCCGCUGCAGCUACGAGAGCUCGUCAACUGUCGUUGGGCAGAAGAGGUCACACAACAGCUUGAUACGCUUCAACUGUGCAAUCUCACAAAGCACGAAGAAAAUGAAAAAGACAAGUGUGAAAAUCAUCAUGAAAAGCUUAGUGUUUUCUGCUGGACCUGUAAGAAGUGUAUCUGCCACCAGUGUGCGCUUUGGGGAGGAAUGCAUGGAGGACACACUUUUAAGCCACUGGCAGAAAUCUAUGAGCAGCAUGUCACAAAAGUAAAUGAAGAAGUGGCAAAGCUUAGGAGGAGGCUCAUGGAAUUGAUCAGUUUGGUGCAAGAAGUGGAGAGGAAUGUGGAGGCCGUGCGGAGCGCGAAGGAUGAACGAGUUCGGGAAAUCAGGAAUGCAGUGGAGAUGAUGAUUGCCCGGUUAGACACUCAGCUGAAGAAUAAGCUUAUAACAUUAAUGGGUCAGAAGACAUCGCUUACCCAAGAAACGGAACUUCUGGAAUCCCUGCUUCAAGAAGUGGAACAUCAGUUACGAUCAUGCAGUAAGAGUGAACUGAUAUCCAAAAGUUCAGAGAUCCUAAUGAUGUUCCAGCAGGUGCAUCGGAAGCCUAUGGCCUCAUUUGUCACUACUCCUGUCCCCCCAGACUUCACAAGUGAAUUGGUUCCAGCCUAUGACUCAACUACAUUUGUCUUGGAAAACUUCAGCACGCUGCGGCAGCGAGCAGAUCCUGUUUACAGUCCACCUCUUCAAGUGUCAGGACUCUGCUGGAGAUUAAAAGUUUAUCCAGACGGAAAUGGAGUAGUACGGGGCUACUACCUCUCUGUGUUCUUGGAGCUCUCAGCUGGGUUGCCAGAGACAUCCAAGUAUGAGUACCGUGUGGAAAUGGUUCACCAGUCCACCAACGAUCCCACUAAAAACAUAAUUCGGGAGUUUGCCUCCGAUUUUGAAGUUGGUGAGUGCUGGGGUUACAACAGAUUCUUCCGUUUGGACUUGCUGGCCAAUGAAGGCUACUUAAACCGGCAAAACGACACCGUGAUCCUGAGGUUCCAAGUGCGCUCACCGACCUUUUUCCAGAAGUGUCGAGAUCAACACUGGUACAUUGCUCAACUGGAAGCAGCUCAGACAAGUUACAUCCAACAAAUAAAUAACCUUAAAGAAAGGCUUGCGAUUGAACUUUCCCGGACUCAGAAAUCACGAGGCAUUUCACCUCCAGACACUCAUCUUAGUCCCCAGAAUGACGAUGGUCCAGAAACAAGAUCAAAGAAAUCUGGACAAAGCACUGAAGCAUUGCUUGAGAAUGUUGCUGCUCCAGGGUUGGUACGAGAUAACAAGGAAGAGGAUGAAGAGAAGCAUGAAGACUUUAACCACGAGCUCUCUGAUGGUGACUUGGAUAUAGAUCUUGCUGGAGAAGACGAGGUGAACCACCUGGAUGGGAGCAGCUCUUCAGCUAGUUCAACAGCAACUAGUAACACUGAAGAAAAUGAUAUCGAUGAAGAAACUAUGUCUGGAGAAAAUGACGUGGAAUACAGCAGCAAUAUGGAGUUGGAAGAAGGAGAUCUCAUGGAGGAUGCCGCAGCCGCCGCUACUCCUGGAGCCUCAGGUACCAGUGGCCACGGCUACACCAGCGUGAGUGGACGACCUUCAAGGCGGGGAGGAAGCGCUCUGGGCUCAACAGCCAGUAGCAGUUUACUAGAUAUAGAUCCCUUGAUUUUAAUCCACUUGUUGGAUCUGAAGGACAGAAAUGGUAUGGAAAACCUCUGGGGCCUUCAGCCACGUCCGCCUGCCUCUCUUCUGCAGAACAGAGCAUCAUCUUAUUCUCUAAAAGAGCGAGAGCAGCGGAGACACCAGGCGAUGUGGCGCGUGCCACCCGACCUCAAGAUGCUGAAAAGACUUAAAACUCAGAUGGCCGAAGUUCGAAGCAAAAUGUCUGAUGUCAAAAACCAGCUGUCGGAAGUGAGAAGCAGCAACGCCGGCUCCUGUGAUGGGCAGCCCAGCUUCUUCUCCAUUGAGCAAGGUGCUUUAGCUGCCUGCGGAACAGAAAGCUGCAGCAAACUGCAAGAAAUAGGAAUGGAACUGCUGACAAAGUCUUCAGUGACCAGUUGUUACAUAAGGAAUUCUGCAAGUAAGAAAAAUUCACCCAAACCCGUUCGUUCUGGAGCAGCAGGGAGUCUGUCCUUACGAAGAGCUAUGGACUGUGGGGAGAGCAAUCUUCGUCUAAAGGGCGAUGGGCAAACCUCUGAAGGAGGCUUAGGGAGCUCGAAGCUGAGCGGUCGGCAUCACCCUCACCCUCCGCGGCCCCUGGCGAACGGCAACGCCCCCGAGGUGCUGCCGAAGCCGGAGGAAAGGCCUUGUGAAAGUUCAGAUUCCGAUGUGGGAGUUUCUGGCUUAAGUGGCUUAACUGCUGUGGAGAAGAGCAGGAAAGUUGUUGCUCUAGGGUCAAAUUCUAAAGGGUGUCGUGCAGAAGGGGCCCAGGCAGGUGGUCUGGAAAACAACUCGGGAGCUGCCGACCUGCAGGGGAUGCUUUCUGAAGGUGCUUCUGCAGGGCCAGAAGAAGCUGGGGUGUGUCAGAAGCAUGUCCUUCAUCUCCUCCCAGGAAUGAGCAGCGACAGUGACAUUGAAUGUGACACAGAAAACGAAGAGCAGGAGGAUGCUGCCUCUGCCGCAGAGGGGUUUAACCACGGCUUCUGCGUCCCGUCCUCGAGCGAAGCCUCCGAGCGGUGCUCAGCCUUCCCAGAGGGCGAUCAAGUCGGUUCUGAUGAUCUCAGCUUCGUUACUGGAGAAGACAGCACCAGAUAGAGAUUGGGCUCAGGGCCUGAAGACCUGCGGUGGUUCACUGGAGCUGCUGUUUGUGGCUGUGCGCACACCCGUCUGUCACCUCCUCUCCUGGGGUUCUGUUACAGUCGUCUUAAACCUGUUCCUGGGGCACAAUGACCUGUGAGGGCCUCACACUAAAGGCUGCAUUCCCGCUGGCUCUGCCGGCUGUGCUGAAACGGUGUCCACAAGGUGCUGUAGCGUCGUUCCAGGAUGUCUUACUGUGUCAUUGGAAUAACCCUGAACGUGUGAAUGUCCUUGUUUUAACCAGCUGUGUGAGGCUGCUGAGUCCUGCAGCUGCUGUGCGGUGAGAGUUGCGGUGAGGCAGCUGGUGCACAAGUUCUUUUCCUCAUUCCGUGGUGUGGACCAGCUGAACACGCUGCCAAACCCUUCACUCUUUUUGAGCUGCUAUAAACUACUUGUGAAGCUGAAUAACCGGUUAGCGACAAAGCAUGAGUAAUGGUAACCGAGAGCUGUCCUCGUCCCAGCGGCUGUGCUGACGUUCUUUCCGUGUGAAUGUGCUGCAGUGGAAGCGCUGUACAACUCAUAGUUUAAAACUGUUUGCACUUUGUUAAUAAAAUGGAUGUUGAAACCUGG
Columba livia (rock pigeon) is the source of this 3751-nucleotide messenger RNA. RefSeq names its product tripartite motif containing 37 (gene TRIM37). Gene Ontology annotation, cellular component: aggresome; peroxisome. The record is from RefSeq and is a predicted model, not a curated record. Gene Ontology annotation, biological process: protein autoubiquitination; negative regulation of centriole replication. Bases 188 to 3139 code for a protein of 983 amino acids. Lineage: Eukaryota; Metazoa; Chordata; Aves; Columbiformes; Columbidae. Gene Ontology annotation, molecular function: ubiquitin protein ligase binding; zinc ion binding; tumor necrosis factor receptor binding. The transcript has 25 exons.